AUGGCAUCCAAGAUUGCCCCCUUCGUGUUCCGGACUGCUGCCCGACCUGCGCGGAUAGCUUCACGAUCCCACAUUCGCUCUUUUACCGCCAGCCCGAGAGUUACCAGCGAUGCCCUCCAAGUCCAUCGAGAUACCCCCGUCAAUAAUGCCAGCAUUCCUUUCAAGUUCACCGAGCAGAACAACAAGCUCGUCGACGAGAUCCUUAAGCGCUACCCUCCCCAGUACAAGAAGGCGGCUGUGAUGCCACUUCUCGACCUUGGACAACGGCAACAUGGCUUCUGCAGUUUGAGUGUAAUGAAUGAGGUGGCACGGAUGUUGGAGAUGCCUCCCAUGCGUGUUUAUGAGGUUGCUACCUUCUACACAAUGUACAACCGGGAUCCAGUGGGGAAGUGGCACAUUCAGGCCUGCACAACGACGCCUUGUCAACUCGGAGGAUGCGGCAGCGACGCAAUUGUUAAAACGAUUUCAGAGCACUUGGGCAUCAAGGCCGGGCAAACCACCAAGGAUGGACUCUUUACCUUUGUCGAAGUCGAAUGCCUUGGUGCCUGCGUCAAUGCACCGAUGGUUCAGAUCAAUGACGAUUUCUACGAAGACCUGACCCCCGAGAGCACAAUCUCACUAUUGACUGCCCUGCAAGAGAGCGCGAAUUCCGUGGAGACGACCGCAUCUAGCCAAGGUGCUGAGGCAGGCACGGGAGCCCUUACUGGAGAGGACAAGAACGUAAAGAGCGGAGCGGAUGUUGGGAAGGAUGCUGGAAGGAUAUACAAGAAGGGGGGUAUCCCCAUUCCGGCACCGGGUCCUAUGAGUGGACGAAAGACUUGUGAGAACAGCGCGGGAUUAACGAACUUGACGAGCGAGCCGUGGUCGACAGAGGUUUUCCGUAAGGACCUAUAG
Molecule: messenger RNA, 894 nt
Organism: Drepanopeziza brunnea f. sp. 'multigermtubi' MB_m1
Lineage: Eukaryota; Fungi; Ascomycota; Leotiomycetes; Helotiales; Drepanopezizaceae
Molecular function (GO): oxidoreductase activity
Source: RefSeq, a predicted model, not a curated record